Messenger RNA from Drosophila subobscura, 874 nucleotides. RefSeq names its product glycine cleavage system H protein, mitochondrial (gene ppl). Gene Ontology annotation, cellular component: glycine cleavage complex; cytoplasm; mitochondrion. Gene Ontology annotation, biological process: glycine decarboxylation via glycine cleavage system; protein lipoylation. The record is from RefSeq and is a predicted model, not a curated record. The transcript has 3 exons. Lineage: Eukaryota; Metazoa; Arthropoda; Insecta; Diptera; Drosophilidae. The coding region runs from base 179 to 676 and encodes 165 amino acids.
UUUCGUGAUAAGCCGGAAAAUAUUCGACUUUAAACAGUAGAGCCAGGCGUAAAACGUAUCUCGGGCUCGUGUGUUUUAUAUUUUACUCAUUCGUCAUCGAAACUCACCGGGGAACGGAUCGAAUCUCUAUCCAAGCGUCAGCCGCCUUAGCUAACUUCUUCUAUUUUGACUCGAAAAAAUGGUUUUCAUAACAAAAUUCGCACGGAUCGGUGUGCAGGCGGCCCGCCAAUUGCGUGCCACGCCCCUUGCCACAUCUCAGUGGCGUAGUUUCCACAUAACCAGCAUGCUGGACAAAGAGCGCCGCUACACAGACAAACACGAGUGGGUGGAGCUACUGGACGCUACCAAGGCUAUCGUUGGCAUUUCCAACUAUGCCCAGGAGGCAUUAGGCGAUGUGGUCUUUGCCCAGCUGCCGGAGCCAGGCACAGAGCUCAAGCAGGACGACGAAUGCGGUGCCCUGGAGAGUGUCAAGGCGGCCAGCGAGGUGUAUUCGCCCGUGAGCGGCAAGGUCACCGAGAAGAAUGCUCAAGUAGAGGACACGCCGGCUCUGGUCAACAGCAGUUGCUAUGACAAAGGCUGGCUCUUUAAGGUGGAUCUGAAGAAUCCCACUGAAUACGAGAAACUUAUGACUGAAGAGCAAUACAGCGCAUUUGUGAAAAGCAGCGCCGAACACUAAACACGCCUUAGGCAUGGAAACUGCCACCAAUACUUGAGUCUAGCCUAAAAACACAACGUCCACGCAUUUGUUAUCUCUCGCACGCAUCAAAAACUCAUACCAAAAACUCAUCCGCACAUCCCCCACGUUGUUGUAGCACUUGAAACUUGUUACGAAUAAGAAUCGACAGUAAAGCCAAACAUAAUAUUUGAAAUUUGA